Messenger RNA from Filobasidium floriforme, 3881 nucleotides. RefSeq names its product leucine-tRNA ligase. Gene Ontology annotation, molecular function: aminoacyl-tRNA deacylase activity; ATP binding; leucine-tRNA ligase activity. Bases 233 to 3613 code for a protein of 1126 amino acids. NCBI's taxonomy places the organism in Eukaryota, Fungi, Basidiomycota, Tremellomycetes, Filobasidiales, Filobasidiaceae. The record is from RefSeq and is a predicted model, not a curated record. The transcript is spliced from 12 exons. Gene Ontology annotation, biological process: leucyl-tRNA aminoacylation.
UGCAUGUCGAUCCUGGCUAGCUAGCUAUAGCUUUAUGACUCGAACCUGCCUGGACACCCAAGGAUAUAGAUAGACACCAGCUCCCAAAAUACCGCUGCGGAUCGCUUUGACGAAACCGCUGUUCAAUCCUUUACGACAAGUUCUAUAUACGAAGCGCACCUCUUUCGUGCGUCUAGCCUCUUCACUACCUCUGCAAACCCAUUUCGCCAGUACAAAGCAAGACACCUCCAAGAUGGCUAGUGCCGCCGCUGCUGCUCAGUCCGGCGACACUUUGGAUCUGAAAAAAACUGCCAAGCGAGACUACCUCGUCGAGCUCGAACGCAAGGCUCAAGCCGGAUGGGCUGAGAAGAACCUCUUCGAGAUCGAUGCUCCUACUCCGGCUAGCACCUACCUCGAGUCGGUCUCGGGCAAGGCACCCACGCCAUCCGAGAUCCGAGCUCAGCAGGCCAAGUGGAUGGGAACGUUCCCUUAUCCCUAUAUGAACGGAUCUCUGCAUUUGGGUCACGCGUUCACCAUCAGCAAGAUCGAAUUUGCUUGUGGUUUCGAGCGAAUGUUGGGCAAGAAGGCCCUGUUCCCUAUGGGAUUCCACUUGACCGGUAUGCCCAUCAAGUCGUCGGUGGACAAGCUGAUCCGAGAGAUGGAGUUGUUCGGCGAAGACUUCUCAGGUUACAAGGACCCGGAGGACGUUGACGAGGCUAUCCCCGAGCCCACCGCUCCUCAAGGCCAGGCCGACGUCGCCGCUCCCGCUAAACCGGUGUCGAGCGACCCUUCCAAGGGAAAGAAGGGUAAACUGGCCGCCAAGAGUACCGGCUUGCAAUACCAGUUCCAGAUCAUGGAAUUGAUUGGAAUACCACGAGAGGAGAUCAAAAAGUUUGCCGAACCCGAGCAGUGGAUGAAGUACUUCCCUCCCAUCGCCAAGAAUGACUGCAACGCCUUGGGAGCUCGUAUCGACUGGAGGCGAUCGUUUGUCACAACCGACGUGAACCCCUACUACGAUUCUUUCGUUCGGUGGCAGAUGAACGAGCUUUAUGCUCAGGGUCGAAUCAAGUUUGGCGAGAGGUAUACCAUCUACUCGCCCAAGGAUGACCAGCCUUGCAUGGACCAUGACCGUUCGUCUGGUGAGGGAGUCGGACCUCAGGAGUACACCGCUAUUAAGAUGGAGGUCUUGGAGUGGAACGAAACCGUGCCCCAGAAUGUCAAGGACGCCGUAAAGGGCAAGAAGGUCUCUCUUGUCGCUGGAACCCUUCGACCGGAGACCAUGUACGGCCAGACCAACUGUUUCGUCGGAACCGGCAUCACUUACGGUGUCUACCAGGCCUCCGAGAACGAGGCUUACGUUAUCUCUGAUCGAGCUGCUCGAAACAUGGCUUUCCAGGGCAUCUUUGAGGAGAGGGGCAAGACCGUCAAGCUUGCCGAUGUGACGGGUCAGGACCUCGUCGGGACCAAGGUCUCCCCUCCCUUUGGCUUCCACAAGGAGGUCUAUGUUCUUCCCAUGGAAGGUGUCCUCGCUACCAAGGGUACCGCUGUCGUUUCGUGUGUGCCCUCGGACUCGCCAGACGACUACGCAACCCUCGCUGAUCUUCGAAAGAAGCCUGAGUACUACAAGAUCAAGCCGGAAUGGGUCGCUGCCGAUAUCAUCCCUGUCAUCGAGACACCUAACCACGGUAACUUGAUCGCAGAGUCUCUCGUCCAAAAGAUGAAGAUCAACUCGCAAAAGGACAAGGUCCUGUUGGCUGAAGCCAAGGACGUCGCCUACAAGGAGGGCUUCAAUCACGGGAAGAUGUUGGUCGGAGACUUCAAGGGAGAGGCUGUCCACGAUGCCAAGCCCAAGGUUCGACAACAAAUGAUCGAUGCCAAGCUGGCAUUUGCCUAUGCGGAGCCCGAGAACCAGGUCAUGAGUCGAAGCGCGGAUGAAUGUGUCGUCGCUUUGUGUGACCAGUGGUACCUGGACUAUGGUGUAGAGGACUGGAAGGCUCGGGCUCAACUCUUGCUCGAUCGUAUGAACACUUACUUCCAGGAGACGAGGAACGGUUUCCAGGGAGUUCUCGAUUGGCUCAACCAAUGGGCCUGUGCUCGAUCUUACGGUCUUGGUUCAAAACUUCCUUGGGACCCUCAGUUCUUGGUUGAAUCGUUGAGCGACUCAACCGUUUACAUGGCUUACUACACCGUGUCCCAGUUCCUGCAGGGUGGCAACAUCUUCGGAAACGAGACUGGACCUCUUGGUAUCAAGCCAGAAGACAUGACCGACGACGUUUGGCGAUACAUCAUGCAAGGGAAGGAGCUGCCCGAAGAUGCGGCCAUCGACCGUGAGAAGGCCGCUCAGCUCAGGUACAACUUGGAGUACUUUUACCCCAUGGACAUCCGGUCAUCAGGAAAGGACUUGAUUCCCAAUCAUUUGACAUUCUGCAUCUACGUCCAUUCUGCCAUCUUCCCCGAGGACAAGUGGCCGCUUUCCAUGCGUGCCAACGGUCAUUUGAUGUUGAACGGGAAGAAGAUGAGCAAGAGUACUGGUAACUUCUUGACCCUGAGCGAGGCCGUGAAAAAGUUCGGUGCCGAUGCCACGAGGCUGACUUUGGCCGAUUCGGGAGACGAGAUUGGAGAUGCCAACUUCGAGGAAUUGCUUGCAAACGCCGCUAUCCUGCGACUUCAUACAUCCAUGGAAUGGGCUUCGGAAAUGAAGCAGGCUCGCGAGCAAGGCAAGAUGCGUUCCGGGGAUUUCAAUACACACGACGAGGCCUUCAAGCUCGAGAUGCAGGCUCUCACGCUCCAAACUAAAAACGCGUACACCGCUACCUUCUACAAGGAAGCGCUUCGAACCGGAUUCUACGAAUUUGAGACCGCGCGAAACUGGUACCGCGAGGUCACGGCUCCUGAGAACGGUGGAUCGGGGAUGCAUGGCGAUCUGAUCUUCGAGUGGAUCAAGACCUUGGCUCUGCUCACCCAACCCAUCAUUCCCCACUUCGCCGAGUUCAUGUGGCGAGACAUCUGUCAGGAGCGUGGUUCAGUGCAGGAAGCGCUCUGGCCCGAGGUGGACGGCGCCGAGAACGAAGCCGUGCUGAAGCAACUCGAGUACAUGCGUGGUGUCAUCGGAUCGAUGCGAUCGGCUGAGGCGACCAUGGCCAAGAAGAAGAGCAAGGGCAAGACCGUCGCGUUUGACCCCAGCAAGCCUCGUAGUGCUAGAAUCAUCGUGGCCACGUCUUAUCCGGCAUGGCAGAGCAAGGUCAUGGACGCUCUGAAGGCAGAAUACCAGGCGAGCCAAUCGGAGGGUCGAGCAAUCGAUGACAAGAAUCUUCGAGCGGCUCUCGAGCAGGCCGGAUUGCUCAAGGAUAAGAAGGCCAUGCCGUUCUUGCAGACCACAAAGAGAUCCCUCCAGCAGAGCGGACCUGUCGUCUUCGAGCGCGCCUUGCCCUUUUCAGAGUUUGACGCCAUCAAGUCGAUGCUCCCUUACAUCAAGGCUCACAUGAAGUUCAUUGAGGUUUCCGUGGUGUCGCAGGAAGAAGCGCAAAAGCACAUCGAGCAGCACGGCGAGGAUGCCAAGGCGGGAUGGGAGCCGACCAAGGUCGAAGCGGCGCUGCCCACUUCGCCAGAAGUUGUAUUCUGGAAUGCCACUUGAGCGCGCGAACAUACAAAUCCGUGGGCCAAACCCGCGGCUGAGAUCGGGUGGAUACACAUCGAUCGCAGUUCAGAACUCCCCUGCACGUUCGAUUUGAACCGUAAAUUCCUUGUCAGAUUAGCCAGUUUCGGCAUUUGCUUUUGAUAUUGGUGGCUGCAUGGCUGGUGAGCUGGUGACCAGCGCCGAAGCGAGAUUUGUACGCUUUCUUCGGCGUUCCGUUAGCACGCAUUUGGCUUGUUCUUGAAUGAUUCACAUCGGUUCUACGCGU